This is a messenger RNA of Penicillium verhagenii, 3507 nucleotides long. Its product is annotated as 3'-5' exonuclease. The transcript has 3 exons. The coding region runs from base 1 to 3507 and encodes 1168 amino acids. Gene Ontology annotation, molecular function: 3'-5' exonuclease activity; nucleic acid binding. Gene Ontology annotation, biological process: nucleobase-containing compound metabolic process. The record is from RefSeq and is a predicted model, not a curated record. NCBI's taxonomy places the organism in Eukaryota, Fungi, Ascomycota, Eurotiomycetes, Eurotiales, Aspergillaceae. Gene Ontology annotation, cellular component: cytoplasm; nucleus.
AUGCUUGUUGCGCAGCAUGCGAACGUGGACGAGCCUCUCAGCGGGCCUAAGGUCUUCGUCAUUGGCCCCGACUACAAGUGGCAAUACACCCACACAUUCCAUGUUCUCCGCACCUUGGCCCGAGGAACCCCCCACGAAACCGUCCAACCCCAUUACCCUCAUUUCCGGCGUUUGAAACAUCGGCAGCCUCGACGAACUUUUUCAAGUACACCCGCGGCGCGGAUUCGGCUAGAAGAUGACGAAGAUGAGGAAGAGGAGCUGCUCAAAACUGCCAAGUCUUCAAGAAGGCCGGUGCGACAGCAAAAGAGCAUGAGAACAUUAAUCAUGUCUCGGGAACCGAAACGUCCCAAACCGAAACCUAUUAACCCGGAAAAGGUUCGCGAGAUCAAAUCGAAGCUUCAAAUGCUCCCAAAUCCCCGCCAGUUAGUCAAGCAGUUCAUUGCCUGCAGAUACAUUGAUCUAGAAGAUCAAAUCGAGAGAUCCCACAACGUCGUUCAGGAAAUUUAUCGUUCUCACAUUGAAGAUCUACAAUCUUUGAUCCUCCGCAGUGAGGCAGCUUGUUGGAGGAUUGAACAUGAGUAUUGCAAAGUCGUUUACCACAAUACCCCUAGGUGGACAGCAGCAAUCUCUGACGUGAAGUGUGCUGUUACCCGCUUGCGCUACGAGUUCAUCAGUGCUGCCAUAAAGGAUUCGCAGCUAUCCAUCAAACACAUGGCAAAUUUCCUUCAACAAGAUUACUUGGACCCUCGGCAAUCGGCACGAACCAAGAUUGACAGCCUUCUACACUCCGCGACAGAUCUAUACCAGAAUUAUACUUUACUGCAGUCACUUGGAAGGGAAGUCAAUAAUGGACUAACUGAAAUUAAAGAUUUAAUUCAUUCCCUCAAAUCUGCCGACCAUCGGGGAAAGUUCCAGGGCUUUCUGAACAGAUUUGUGGCGCACAAGAUGGUCUUUAAGAUGGCUAUACACAAUUACCGUUCUGCCUGGGCCGAAGGAAAGAGAAGUCCGCUUCAGGUCGAGUCACAAGCUUGGUCCGCCCGAAACCUCAGUCACAUUAUCUAUAAUAAUGAGCACCGGCGAGAACCAGGCGACGUGGUAUCGUUUGUGAUCCGAAAAGGGAUAUUGCAAGGCGAUCAAAAAGACAUAAAACUAUCAGAACUGGUUCAUUCUUCUUUUCAUAGGACCGAAUUCAGGAUCGCCAGAAUUCUACGCGCGAAAUUCCAAAAGAAAUGGAAUGGGGCACUUGCCGAUAGUCCCAAGCUACAUAAAGUUUGGCGACAGCUUGAUGUGAUGGCCAUGUUCGAGAUGCAACAGUUCAUGAUGAAUGGGUUGCAGUAUGAAGUCUGGUUGUUGAUGAAAUCCCUUGAAGGGAGGUACGGACCAAUGUGGUCUGGUCUUAACCCCGAGGCAGCUUCAAAAUAUCAUCUGCAGCUACACAGGCUCAGUCAAGACCUCUCCAAUUCUCGAAGGCAGUUCGCGUUAGAAAUUGAUUUAUACAGACUCAUCAACUGGGCUCGGCUGGGUAUUGAAGAUAGGCUACACAAGCUAGGGAUGCCGAAUGAUCGCCAAGAACGGGGACUUUUUACAGUGGAACGGCCAAUCAGUCAGGACUAUGCACGCUUCAACAACUGGGCAAACAAGUUUGCUGCCAUUUCGUUCAGAAACUUGACUUUGGUCACAAUCCUUCAAGCUGAAAUUCGGGGAAGCGAGGACUUCCUGCGAGAUGAAUGCAUCCGUCUGACCAAAACUUACCUCAAACAGCCGAGCUUUGUGCCAGAAAUAGGCACCGCAAGCAUCGCGAAAAAUGACAGCCAGCAAUACGAGGAGGUCAAGGUAAAGCGUACUGUGUUUAGAAAGCUGUUUGGUGUAGGAGAGACAGUCACCUCAGGUGACUCAUUGUUCUCUCCAUCAUAUGCAGCAGCAAAAGAGUCGGCAAACCUGUCGGCCAAGUCUGAAAACACGGAUGGUUCUCAUCCAACAGAACAUUCAAAGGAUCCCCCAUCAGCAUCCGGCACUACGAACCCCGUUAUUGUCGAUAAAACGACUUCAAGGGCCGGAAAAAGGCAAUCAGUAAAGCAACGUGAAAUGCGGCCCGUUGUCGAGCAAUUCCCCAAGGAUUCGGUGAAAAAUUCGGCCAAUCUCAAGCCUACUUCGCCCAAGAGAAGAAGAAGCGCUCACCAAUAUGACUUCCCCCACCCCAUCGAACAAAUAGGCAAGGAAUCGGGUAAUCUCAAACCCGGAGGAACCCAGAAGAAGCCAAGGGUGCAGCAACAAACCUCCCAACAAAUCUCACAGCCUAAACAAGACCAGAAACCACCUGUCGGAAAAUCGACUACACCUAGGCCUACUGGGGUUGAAAAAGAAAAUGCAGCUCCAUCGUCCACAGCCAAUGUGAAACUUAACCGACCUACGAGAAAGCCGCAUCUUUCCAAACGACAAAAGAGAUCUACCCUUGGUCCUGCACCAAGCUCACUUUCUGGUCGCAGCAUUCAAGGCAAACUCGACUUGAAAUUUUUGGGUGGCUCGCCAGCCAGCUCCAGGUCAUACAGCACCAGAACAUGUGUUUUUGAGGCCAACGUCAAUGAAAGCAAUACUGGGUACAUGGAUGAGCAGUCCUUGCGUGUCGGUGCUUCACCGAAAGAGGAAACCAUUCAAAGUAGUUCAACAGUAUCUGCCCAUGAUCUUCUCUUACCAGCCGGAGGGGAGCUCUCGCAAAGUGAGAGCAAAGCUAAAGCGGAGGCAACAUCGCAAUUCUGGUCCCAUAGUUCGAAACGCGGGCCAAGUGGUCAGAAGCUGGCCGUGCAUUACUGCCGAACCUUAGAAAGCACCGAAGAGGUCGCCCAGCUUUUCCUCGAUAGCAAAGUCAUCGGCUUCGACAUGGAAUGGAAGGCACAAGCCUCUUCUUGGGACAGCAUCCAGAACAACCUGUCUCUGAUCCAAGUCGCAAACGAGGAGCGCAUCGCGCUCUUCCAGAUCGCCCUUUUCAAGCCAGGCCAAGCACUAAAGGACCUUGUUGCACCUUCUUUGAAGAAACUUCUUGAAUCGCCCGAUAUUACCAAAUGCGGCGUAUCUAUCAAGGCAGAUUCGACUCGUCUGCGCAAGUAUCUUGGUGUCGAAGCUAGGUCUAUCUUUGAGCUUAGCCACUUAUUCAAGUUAAUCAAGUAUGGCCUGACUCAGCCGAAACUUGUCAAUAAGAUUGGUGUCAAUCUUAGCAACCAGGUUGAAGAGCAUUUUGGGUUGCCUCUUGAAAAGAGCGAUGAUGUGAGAUGUGGUGAUUGGACUCGUCCUCUGAACUAUCGUCAAGUUCAAUAUGCCGCGACUGACCCGUAUGCCUGUAUCUGUCUCUUCAAUGUCAUGGAUAAAAAGAGACAAGCCAUGGACCCUAUGCCGCCCCUCCCUGCACAUGCUGAUCUCAACCUACCCAUCGUGCUUCCACCUCUCGCCAAAAAACCCUUGGCUUCUAGCCCGGUUGAGGAUUCCGAUGAUGUUGAUAUUGGUCAAUCUUAA